Colletotrichum phormii is the source of this 1916-nucleotide messenger RNA. RefSeq lists its product as uncharacterized. Gene Ontology annotation, biological process: protein polyubiquitination; regulation of mitochondrial fission. The record is from RefSeq and is a predicted model, not a curated record. The coding region runs from base 276 to 1697 and encodes 473 amino acids. The transcript has 2 exons. NCBI's taxonomy places the organism in Eukaryota, Fungi, Ascomycota, Sordariomycetes, Glomerellales, Glomerellaceae. Gene Ontology annotation, cellular component: mitochondrial outer membrane. Gene Ontology annotation, molecular function: zinc ion binding; ubiquitin protein ligase activity.
CUACCAAACGAACAAUCAGGCUGUUCACAAGCACCCCACGAUAUCCCAUAUUUUGCUAUCGAUUCUCUGUACCUUCGCAAUACCAAACUGUACGCUUUCUCUUCAAACUUUACCAUGCGCUAGAAGCACAUAUCCACCCACCUUUGCGAACCUUGUUGCGCCGUGGGCUUUGAGCUCCCGCACCCGAUAUACCCUCACCCUCCUCCGCACCUCCACCCUCGAACCUCAACGAACCGACGACCUCCACCUGACCUUCCCCGUAUCAGCCGUCCAGCAUGACCGACACGAAUCCCUCACUCUCGGCCGGGCCUCAAGAUGGCGAGCGCCGCUGCUUCAUCUGCCUCAUGGACGAGAACGAGUCCGGUGCCUCCGAAUCCGCCUGGGUCGACCCGUGCCCCUGCACCCUCGAAGGCCACCAAGACUGCAUGAUCCAGUGGGUUACAGAGCUGGAGCGCGAGGGCAAGGAGAUCCUUUGCCCAGUGUGCAAGGCCAAGAUCAACAUCGACGAGCCCUACGACCCGGCGCUCGCGCUCAGCAACCAGAUCUACAAGUCCUUCAGCAGGGUAUCGCCGGGCCUGAUCCUCGGCGGCAUCGGCGCGGGCACAUGGGUCAGCUUGGCCAUGUACGGCAACAUUGCGGUGCGGGUGUUUGCGGGCCCCGAGGCGACAUAUCGCUUCUUCUUCAACGACAGGAACCCUAGAGGCGUGCCCAUGGUCAACUGGAUCCAUGUCGCGAUCCUGCCGACUAUCGCGCCCGCCCUGGUCCUGGGCUCGUCGGUACCUAUUCUGGGCAAUGUCUUCUUCAUGCCCGCCGCGGCACUGUACGGCGUAUUCCACAUGGCCAAAGACGACCACUUCUUCUCCUGGCCCCCGUCCCCUCAACUUGCGGCAGCGUCCUUCCCGUACAUUAGAGCUGUAUACAAUAACCUCUGGCACGAGUUCGUCUGCCCGUACGAGAAGAAGUGGGAACGCAGAAUCGCCGGACUGCCCGAGCCCGCGCCCCAGGCAAACAACAGACCGAACGAUAACCGCCGCCGUCGUGGUAGGAAUAACGACGGCGCUAAUCAAGCCGCUAGAAACGUCGGCUUGGUGGGAGGUCUCAUCGAUGCGGCCAUCGACAUGCUAGAUAUCCCCGACGUGGAGAUGGAGGUCGAGCUGGAAGAGGUGGAAGUCGGACAGGAUCAAGAUAUCGUCAAUCUCGAGAUUCUUGUUGAGGAGAUCGAGGAGGCUCACGCAGCAGAGCAGGACGUCCCCAUUAUACUCCCUGCUCAGGUGCCCCAGCCGGGCAACGAACCCCAGCAGGCAGCGGGAGCAGCACCUCAACAACCAGCAGCCCAACCGGCGCCUGCAGCACCCCGCCAGCGCGGCAUCCAGGCCAGCCUCAAGGACGUCACAAACGCGAUCGUGAGCACGCUCCUGCUCCCAGUCUUCUCAGCCGCCAUGGGCGAGGCCAUCCGGUUGGCGCUACCUAAGCACUGGACAUCUCCCGCAGGCACCUUUGGCCGAUUCAAGAUCCGGACGGGGCUGCUUCAGGAGCAAUGGGGUCGGAACCUCGUCGGGGGCUGCAUGUACGUUGUCAUCCGCGACGUGUUCCGACUCUAUACCAAAUACCGUCUUGCAAAGAACAAGCCACUGCGCAAGAUUCGCAACGUGGACAGGCGGAGGAACCAGACCUCUUCUACCUCUCCCGCUGCUUAGGUAGCGGACGGACAUCAAGACAAGUAAUUAAACACAUUUAACAGCGACAUUACACACCAGCAUAUCAAAGGGCGUUGGCGGAUAGGAUAGGAGUCUAUACCUCUUUUUACGUUUGCUUUCUGUAGGACUAGAUAUGGCUGUCGCAUGGCGGGCAGCGAGACGUUUCUCAUCUCCACGGCCUCUGUCAAACAUUAAUGAAUAAGUCAGAUUAUUGUUCCA